UGAGAAAUGUCGGUCCACUGUGGAGCUUCCCAAUGGUCCUCUAGAGGAGAUGUCAGCCCUUGAGGAGGCUAAACCGGACCAGAGUGCAGUGUCCUCAGAGCCAGCUGUAAACGGGCCGGCGUGAGGGUCUCCUUAUGCCAGCCAAUGGCCAGCCUGUUCUGCCACGCAGGGCCCACCUCCUGGCCAGCCGGCGGAGGCCACUGCUCAGAGCUGUACCAAUCACACGCCCCCCCACCAGGACCAGCAAUACACCCAUCGGCUCAUCACUGACAGACAGACAGACAGACAGGUGUACAGACACAGGAUGAACUGAAAAGCAAAAUGAGAGACAUACUCAAAUGGAUACAGAAUAAUUUUUUUCAGCAUUUGUUUAUAUACUAUUGUUCUUAUGAGGUGAUGUGCGACUGAUAUCUUGCCACUCAAAAUUAAAUAGUAAUGUUGCUAUAGUUAAAGAAAUGAUUGUAUGAAUAAAAUAUUUUAUAAAAAGAAAAA
This is a messenger RNA of Morone saxatilis (striped sea-bass), 492 nucleotides long. Its product is annotated as serine/threonine-protein phosphatase 6 regulatory subunit 3-like. The record is from RefSeq and is a predicted model, not a curated record. Lineage: Eukaryota; Metazoa; Chordata; Actinopteri; Moronidae.